UAACCAAAAAAAGGAAGCAAUCAUCCAAAGGUGACCGCUUUGAUCGUUUUCACUCCAACGGUCAAAAAAUUGCAUCAUUCAAAUACCUAAAGCCCUUCCUCAAAAUUUUAAAACUAGCCGUUACAAGAUUUACAAUCAUCUUCAUCAAGUCAAAAUCCUCCAAGAUCUCCGCAAUCCUAACAAUUACUUGAGUUUCCUUUCUCUGAAUUUCUUUAUCUAUUCUCUGCACACGAUUUUUCUUACCUUUCUUGGUUACCUUAUCAUCAAUGGCGGUCUCUUCUAACAAAUCUCCUUCUCCACUUUCUGCAAGACCCAUUCCUCCUCAUCCAAGAACCACUGAUUCUACACCCAGAAGAAGUUUCAACGGCAACCCUUUUUCAAGACCUUCAGUUCUUGCAACCCACAGAGGAUUCAACCCUGUUACUCCUGCAAAUAGCCCUGCUGAUUCGGCGAGAAGGGUGUCUAAUUCAGGUUUAUCCUCAUGGGGUUCUGAAGAGAAGGAGAAUGAAUCCAAAGCAGCGAAACUGAAAUCACCGGCAAAGGGUUCCAAGAAUUUCAUGUCUCCGACUAUUUCAGCUUCUUCCAAGAUCGCUCAAUCCCCUAAAAAGAAAAUCUUGGUGGAAAGAAACGAUCCUGUUAGGACUUCAAUCACCUUGUCUGACGGUAAAGCUACAUUCUUUUCUGCAAAUUCUGAAGAACAUAAUCAAAAUUCUGAAAAUUCUUUGGAAGGAACUGAGAAUGUUAUGGAGCCUAAGGAGAAUGUUCUUGUUGAAGGUCUUCCUUCAGUUACCAAACCCCAGAAAAGGGUAACAUUUUCAGAUUGCAACAAUGCAUCUGAAUCCCUUUCUGAUACUGUAACCAUGGAUUCUGACAUUUGCAAUGAUGAGCCACUGGUUUCUCCUGCAAUAGCCCCCCUUGAUGCUGAUCCCUCUCUACCUCCAUAUGACCCUAGAACCAAUUACCUAUCUCCAAGGCCUCAGUUUCUUCACUACAAACCCAACCCAAUAAUUGAAGUUUUACUCAAUAAGGGAAAAGGAUUGGAUGUAGGAGAAGCAAAGAAGAUAGAUGACAUCUUCUUGUCUGAGUUACUGUCUGAAAACUUGUCAGACAUAGAUGGCAGUGAAAGUUCUCUAACUGAAGAUUCACUGAAAGAAUCUGAUGGUUCUUCUUCAGAAGAGAUGUUAAUUGAAGCAAGAGUUGAUCAAGAAGAGGAAGAGGAGCCUAAAGUUUCUGUUUCUGCAAGACCUGUUGCUGAGGAAAUUGCUGAACCUACACUACCUGUUGCUGAGGACAUUUCUGGAGCAAAAAUGAGAGCAAAUCCAAGGUCCUCAACAAUAUCAAAGUUCUUUUCUCUGCUGUUGGUACUCAUAAUUGCUUUCUUUUCAAUCUCAGUUACUGAUUCUCCUAUACUUGCUACUCCUGGGUCAAUAGAUUUAAGAUUAUCUAAUCGCAGCAUUCCAUCAGAUAUUCCAGUCUUGGCUAAGGCUAAUAGUUACUUUAAGCAAUAUUCAGGUGAAGCGAUUUCUUAUUUCUCAAAGUUGAUUAAUGACCUUGGUAGAAUAGAUUACCCGCAGCCUUUAAAAUUCGUGAACUUGACUGAUCUAGAAGAGAGUAGCAGCAUAUAUCAUGGAUAUUUGAAAGGUAGCACUAGUAUUGAGGAAUUGGAUAAAGAGCUUGAACCAAUUGAAUUGGAGGAGGAGGAGGACGAGUCUGAAACUGAGCCAGAUGAGGAAGAAUUUCAAAUGGAAGCUGAUUUAGAUGAAGUGGAAAUUGAAGAAGCGCAUGAGUUGGAGACUGAAGAAGCUUCCACAAUUCAAUUAGCUUUAGUAAAUGAGUCUGAUAGCUUAGAACAAGGUCGUGACUUGGUGGAGACUGAAGAAGUUUCAGUUGUCAUAGCUGAGGGGAAUGAAUCUGAUUGUUCAGAAAGGGAUUUAGACCAAGGGCUUACAACUUCUAAUGUUCAGCUUGAAAUGGCUGAAUCCAAAUCUUACACUGCUGAUAAUGCUGUCAGUACUUAUGCUGCACUUGAGUCAGUGAACGACACUCCUGAAAGCUUAGUGAAAGAUGAUUCUGCUGUCGAAGAUGCCCAAACUUUGGAAAUGCUGCAGUCACCAAUUGAUAGACAUGUAGGAGAAAAUGUUGGAGCAUAUCGGAUCCUGGGAAUUUCCUCACUUGCACUGAGUGUGCUUGCUGCUACAGUUUUCUCUGUGAAGAGAACUGGUACAGUUCAUGCUGAUCAAGUCUCGAGUAAGAAAUUUGUCAAUGAGAAGCACUCCUCUCAAAAUUGGCCAACAGAGGUCGAUGUUGCAGGAGAGUCUUGUCCUUCAGAAAUGAGCAGCUUUCAGAUAAGUUCAUCUUAUAGAAAUAAAUACCCCAAAUCAGAGAAUGAUGAGGCUCAGAGCAUUGAGAAGAAACCGAGAAAGAGUAACAAAAGAGAGUCCUUGACCGCAUCUGAGUUCUCAAUGGGUUCACCUUCUUAUGGAAGUUUCACUACAUAUGAGAGGAUUCCAAUCAAGCAUGCAAGUGGAGGAGAAGAAGUCAUCACCCCUGUAAGACGCUCGAGCAGAAUUAGAAGCCAUGUCAUUUCUCCAUGAAGAUUCUGAAGUCAUUUCCUUCUGACUUAAUUGAAGUGGUUCAAGUGUCAUUUGUAGGAUUUUAAUUAGUUUGCUGAUUUCGUUAUGUUGUUGAUGAAACUUUUUGCAUUCUGCCUCAGUGUGUUGAAGUUUCUUUUAUUAGUUGAGGAUUUCCUGUAGCUUGUGUAUAGCAAUUUGUUUGAUCCUUGCUUCUACGAACUUUCGUAUGAUCUUACUGUU
Molecule: messenger RNA, 2813 nt
Organism: Solanum dulcamara
Lineage: Eukaryota; Viridiplantae; Streptophyta; Magnoliopsida; Solanales; Solanaceae
Exons: 3
Coding region: 267-2594 (775 amino acids)
Source: RefSeq, a predicted model, not a curated record